AUGCAGACCUCUCUCCCGCGGCGCGUCCGCAAGAAUGACAACUGGUUCUUCCGAUCUGAGCCAGCAGCGUCCAAUGGCGAAAAGGAGAAGAAGCUGUCAGACGUUGAUCAACGCCAUGUGAAUGCCGUCGCCUGGCUGCAUGCAUGGACUCCCAAGCGAUUCCCCACGCUCAGGGCCGAAUUCGCUUAUAACGACGACAUACAAGCGCAGCAGAACAAGAGGGUUGCCGAGCUCCAAGAGACUGUUUUCCGGCUCUGCGAUCUCAUCGACGUGGGCCUGAUGCGCGAACAAGACCGAGCGGAGCUUCACGACUCAAAAGCAACGAUUAUAGAACGGGUUUCUGAUAUUGUCAAGGCUGGAGAGGAACCGUAUAUUCGACUCCUAUGUGACUAUGGCUUCGUUCUAGACGCCGUCGCAAUUGCGUCAACAAGAAUAAAAAUGAACCAGCAGGAAAAUGGACAAACUGAGCGGAGACAAGCGAUUGAGGACAACCGAGCCCGAGCCGACGUAGCUGAUGGUAGCGAGGUCGAAGCACUCCAGGACGACAAUUCUAGCGAAGACAGCGUGCACGACGAAGAUGAGGACAAGGAGUCGGAUGUUGAGCUAGCUGACGUUUACCGGACUUUGCACGAGACCAGGCCACGUCUCAGGAGGAGGCGGAAGAGUUCGUUCGUCGACACUGACGAAGAAGCGAAGGCCGCAGUCAAGGCGUGGAGACGACGCUCCAGUAUAGAGCGAAGUCGUCAAGGUCGCAAGCGUUGCUCGACAGGGAAUGGCCCAGGCUCGUCUGAUAGCUUCUCCAGGGCCGCCGGGUCCUUCCGGGUCGAGAAGCCUCUACGAACGGCCAGGACUUCCACUUCAAGUUUGACGCCAGAGUCGAGUCCUGGUUCGGAGUAUCCCUUUCAACACAUACAGAGUCAAGAGGCUCGGGAGGAUGUUUGGGCAGCGCUGUUCGGCUCAGGCCUGCCCAUGCCCAACCUGCCUCUGCCAGACGACUCUAGCAAGGCUCGCAGAGAAGCAAUCGACCAAGCUAUAGAAGAUGCACACCGUCGUGCGCGAGAGGAGGCGGAGGCGGAGGCGGAGGAAAAAGAAGAAGAACAGAGGCGGAGAUCUGGUCUGCGAGGUGAACUCGGUAGAUCAAGAUGGAGCAGCGACAACGGAUAUUCCAUCAGUGGACAUGUCGCAGGCCCAGCGCAGAAAGACAGGCUUAAGCUCUACUUGGCCCCGGCCACGACAUUGGAUCUCGAAAGCAGCCCUUGCUUUGACAAAUUAGGGCCACCGCCUGUGAACCACCGCGAUAGACACGGUGGCCUACCAGAUGAAUUGCCAUUUUUUGAGGGCAGUGAGGACACGGAAAGCGUUUUGAGUGACUCUGAAGUGCGUAGACUCUCACCGAUCCUCGAGCAGGUAGAUUCGGAGGCUGAGCUUGCUCCCGCCCAAACUCUCGAGGAAAGGAUUCGAGUGUUUCGCAAUUUCAUGCCGUCGCCGACUCAACAACAUCAGCGCCGCCGUCGCAGCAACUCACUACCAGCAAUCCUCAAUGUCGAGCAAGACAGCAUUCCGGUAGCAGCAGCUGCGAGCGUCCCACAAGCAACGGCAUGUGCCAAUCCUGUUACGGCGGCUGCCGUGCGUUCUCGCCUCCUGGCUUUUAUCCAUAAGCAGCAGGCAGCAUGGGCUUCUGUAUUUUGGUUUCUACUCGCAUCCGUGUUUCGGAGCAUGGCGCGGCUGUUCUCCAUGGUUCUCGCGUGGGACAUUAAUUGCUGUCAGCCACCGGCUCUGGACCUGACAGCGCUCUCGACCGUGCUGACACACAUGUCGAUCCUCGUGUUUGCGUUCCAGGUACAAAUAUGGCUCGCUCUGCGCAGGGAACGCAACAUCUGGCUUGGGGCGAACCGCGAUACCCGGGAGUAUCUACUGGAUGUUAUCAGAGAAGAUCCGUCGUGGUGGUGGCUCCCAGGCGUGGACCCGACGCUGAUGCGGUGGUGGAGGGAGCUGGACGGAAGUCUGUGGCUCGCCAUUUUCAGCUGCUGGGUUUGGUUGCCUAUUAUUCAUGCGGGACGUACUCGGAUCAAGUGA
Molecule: messenger RNA, 2076 nt
Organism: Emericellopsis cladophorae
Lineage: Eukaryota; Fungi; Ascomycota; Sordariomycetes; Hypocreales; Bionectriaceae
Exons: 1
Coding region: 1-2076 (691 amino acids)
Source: RefSeq, a predicted model, not a curated record